GAAGCCUUAAAGCAAAGGCCGCGGGCCAUUGCUUUUCCCCUGAGCCCACCAUGUGCUUCAGACUUCUCUGCUGUGUGGCCCUUUUUUUCUGGGGAGCAGGCUCCAUGGACACCCAGGUCACCCAGAGUCCUAGAUACCUGGUCAGAGGGAAGAAACAGUCAGCAAAGAUGAAUUGUAUCCCUGUAAAAGGACACAGUUAUGUUUAUUGGUAUCGACAAAAGUUGGAAGAGUUCAAGUUUUUGGUUUACUUACAGAAUGAAGAUAUUCUUGAUAAGAUAGAGAAGUUUGAAGAUCAGUUUUCGGCUCAAUGCCCCAAAAACUCACCCUGCAGCCUGAAAAUCGAGUCCACUGAGCCAGGGGAUUCAGCCCUGUAUUUCUGUGCGAGCAGCAAAUCCACAGGUUUGACUGAACUUUUCUUUGGAGCAGGCACCAGGCUCACAGUUAUAGAGGACCUGAAAAAGGUGAGCCCUCCCAAGGUCACAGUGUUCGAACCAUCAGAAGCAGAGAUCUCCCGGACCCUGAAGGCCACGCUCGUGUGCCUGGCCACAGGCUUCUACCCCGACCACGUGGAGCUGAGCUGGUGGGUGAACGGGAAGGAGGUGCGCGACGGGGUCAGCACGGACCCUGAGCCCUACAAGGAACAGUCCGGCGCGAGUGUCUCCAGCUACUGUCUGAGCAGCCGGCUGAGGGUCUCCGCCACCUUCUGGCACAACCCUCGGAACCACUUCCGCUGCCAGGUCCAGUUCCACGGGCUCGGGAAGGAUGACCAGUGGGACUACCCCGAGGCCAAACCCGUCACCCAGAACGUCAGUGCCGACACCUGGGGCAGAGCAGACUGUGGCUUCACUUCAGCGUCCUACCAGCAGGGGGUCAAUAAUGAGCAGCACUUUGGGCCAGGGACCCGGCUCACUGUCCUAGAGGACCUGAAAAAGGUGAGCCCUCCCAAGGUCACAGUGUUCGAACCAUCAGAAGCAGAGAUCUCCCGGACCCUGAAGGCCACGCUCGUGUGCCUGGCCACAGGCUUCUACCCCGACCACGUGGAGCUGAGCUGGUGGGUGAACGGGAAGGAGGUGCGCGACGGGGUCAGCACGGACCCUGAGCCCUACAAGGAACAGUCCGGCGCGAAUGUCUCCAGCUACUGUCUGAGCAGCCGGCUGAGGGUCUCCGCCACCUUCUGGCACAACCCUCGGAACCACUUCCGCUGCCAGGUCCAGUUCCACGGGCUCGGGAAGGAUGACCAGUGGGACUACCCCGAGGCCAAACCCGUCACCCAGAACGUCAGUGCCGACACCUGGGGCAGAGCAGACUGUGGCUUCACUUCGGCGUCCUACCAGCAGGGGGUCCUGUCGGCCACCAUCCUCUAUGAGAUCCUGCUGGGGAAGGCCACCCUAUAUGCCAUCCUGGUCAGCGUCCUCGCGCUGAUGGCCAAGGUCAAGAGAAAGGAUUCCUGAGGCCAGCUCCAAAAGCGUAUCCUGAGUUCAUAAUCCUCACCCCGGAUUCUCCUUUCCAUGCGUCCAGCCUGUGUUUCUAAAAGCAUGAUUCUCUCUCCGCCUCUUAUCUCCUUCCUGCCGGGUUAUCUGUCCCUUCGCCCCACUUCCCUGUGGAUUGAGCUCCUCAGCCCUGACACUGAAAGAGACUAAAACAAUAAAAAGCAUCGUGCCAGGC
This is a messenger RNA of Felis catus (domestic cat), 1665 nucleotides long. RefSeq names its product M1-specific T cell receptor beta chain-like. The coding region runs from base 51 to 1451 and encodes 466 amino acids. The transcript is spliced from 12 exons. The record is from RefSeq and is a predicted model, not a curated record. NCBI's taxonomy places the organism in Eukaryota, Metazoa, Chordata, Mammalia, Carnivora, Felidae.